Molecule: messenger RNA, 1682 nt
Organism: Dendroctonus ponderosae (mountain pine beetle)
Lineage: Eukaryota; Metazoa; Arthropoda; Insecta; Coleoptera; Curculionidae
Gene: Rtnl1
Product: reticulon-1-A
Exons: 5
Coding region: 339-926 (195 amino acids)
Source: RefSeq, a predicted model, not a curated record
GCCUCCGGCAGAUGCGAUCGAUAGCUACUUUGGUGUUCCGCAUAUAGAAUGUAGGACCCGGCCAGUUGCCAAAAAAACGUACUCUAGUUUAACCAGUGACACUUUCGAACGCAUAUGCAAAUUACAGUCACUUCGGCCGGCUAAAAUUUGCUUUCACUGAUGAUGGAUUUUAAAGUUUUCAAAAAUUUAGUCGACGGCCUGAACUGUAACUGUAAGUCAAUGGUGUGCGUUUCGCAGUGCCUUUUUCACUUUUGCUAAAAUUAAACACAGUGUGUGCCUAUGCGGAGGUUUGUCAGUUUGUCAAUCGCCUUUCACCAUUAACUAAAGCAUAAAGGAAUAUGCCUGUGUCCUUAGUCGAGUGUCUGAUAUACUGGAGAGAUCCGAAAAAAUCCGUACCCGUUUUCGGAGGAGUUCUCUUGGUGUUAUUGGCUCUCACAUACGUAUCUCUCAUCAGUGUGGUUGCCUACGCCUCUUUGCUCGCUCUAACUGGCACCGUAGCGUUUAGGAUCUACAAGAACAUCAUUCAAGCAGUUCAAAAAACUGGCGAUGGCCAUCCAUUCAAGGAAUACCUGGACAUGGACGUUUCGUUGUCCCCGCAAAAAGCCCAAGAAGUUUCUCAAAUUGCGGUCGCGCACGUAAAUGCUGCCAUCAGCGAGCUUAGGAGGCUCUUUCUAGUCGAGGAUUUGGUAGACUCUUUCAAGUUUGGGGUGUUCUUAUGGGUGCUCACUUACUUGGGCUCAUGGUUCAAUGGCAUGACUUUGGUGAUUAUCGCGUGGGUCACAUUGUUCACCCUGCCGAAGGUUUAUGAGGCAAAUCAAGUCCAAAUUGAUACCAAUCUCGAAAUAGUACGAAUAAAAAUUGCUGAAAUUACUACCAAAGUGAAAGCGGCGAUUCCAAUUGGAAAGAAGGGCGAGAAAGUGGAGUAAAUCGACAGUUUUCUAACAUCUAUAGCUGCAUUAUUGUACGUUAAUUAAGACAAAAGAAACAUAUGCCAAACAAAAACAUCCGGAUGUUAUUGUUUGGAGCAAACAUUCAAGAUGUACCUAUCUAUCAUCAGUUCAGGUAGCCCACUAGUCAUGUGGCUUGGUAGAUUUAAUGGCGUUUGAAAAUUUCGAUAUACUUUAGAGAUUAAUUAUAAUUAUUGUAAUGCAAGAAUAUUGAUAGAUGUUUAAUGGGACAUAACCGUAAUGCAUGUGCUGUUGAUAUUAUUAGUGUUAUACUCUCUUACGAGGUUAUUUGUGCAAGUUUGUUGCCGUUUUUUUGUUAAUGUACAGCCAUAAGCUUUUGCGAAAUCACUUUAAACCUUCUGCUUAAGAGGUGUAUGUAUGUACAUGAUUUCUUGCAUUGCAUUGUUAAGUAUACAUAAACUAUUGGCAAAGCCUUAGAAUUAACGUUAACAAUAAAAUGCUUUAUUAUGUGUUUUAAUUAUAUCGGCAACUCCACUCCGUAUAGAGUGGAAUUGUUAAUUUUAUUAAAGAUGAUAUUACUUGGCUUCUCUGAUAUGCACUGUUCAACACCUUUCAUCAUCCAUGUUAGAUUAAAUCUGUGUUCGCAAUAGUACCUAUCUUACUGUUAAUGAGCUGAGAUAUUUAUAGAUGUCAUAAUGUUUAAAACAUUCUCCGUUUUGUCUCCAGUUAAUUAUGUUUUUGGCAAUAGCGAAUUAAAGUCUUUUUAAUCAUAAA